Molecule: messenger RNA, 3698 nt
Organism: Patiria miniata (bat star)
Lineage: Eukaryota; Metazoa; Echinodermata; Asteroidea; Valvatida; Asterinidae
Exons: 3
Coding region: 214-2877 (887 amino acids)
Source: RefSeq, a predicted model, not a curated record
UUGUGUUGCGAUGCCAGCGGCGCGCAUACGGACGAGCGCGUGAGUAGCUCGCCGCGUUGACAAGACAAACAUCACAAGUCUUGUCACAGCAGGACUGAAAAGCUAGCUGGGCGUGGAUGUAAGCAAGACUGUUGACGACUGUGGGAUGGGAGUAGAAGGCAUUGGUGAGCAGUAACAACGUCUCCGUCCCACGAACUUUGAGGGAAAACGACAAUGUCUCUGAAGCAAAAUAUUGCAACUGCUGUCCGGCAGUCCAGCCUGGCCAAAUCCAACCGGAUGGGGGAGCUCUUGCAACGAUUUGAGAGCGGCGUGCCGUGCGGGACCCCGGACGACAUCGACUUCCUCAUCGAUGAAAUCGUGAAGCGAAUCGAAAGGCGGUUGCUCUGCAGGCUAGCCCGGCUGUCCGAAUUGGCACCUGAUCAAGCCAGCGAGGGAGACGAACAUACCAGAGCCGCUAAAUUCCCAAUACGACCGCGUCGUACUAUAAGCGAGACGACUUUGCGACAUGAAGCCCGCCUGAUAGUCGACCAGGUCUUGAAGAUUGUCAUUCGACAUCUCAAACUUGUCGGUCAGAAGAAAGCGAAGACGGGUGAGCGGACAUCCAAACAGCCUGGAAGGGAAGUGGUAACUUCCACUGAGCACCGCGCAUCGACAAGUAGGGAUGGCGAUACGAAAAUAAGCCCGCAGAUCGUCAAGCGGUACAAUUACGUCAAGUCGAGCAAGCAAGCCGAGCCCAGACGCCUCAAGGAGAUACAACCAACAGCAGAAGGUGUCGAAAACACCAAAGAGGCUCAGGCUUAUCAACGACUUCCUCCCAGAGACGGCGAUUCAGUGCGCACAGCCACAACCUAUGCGCUAAGGAAAGCUGACAAGACCUCUCUUCGACGUUUCAGUGUGACCGGUAACGUCAAUGCCCUCAUGCUUGCCGGGGAGUGGGCAAAGGAUGAUGACAAUAUGGAAAUCAUCACUGAAUCAAAACCAGCGAGUAAGACAGUCACUGCUCCAAUCCAUCAAGAUGUCAAAAUACUCCUUGCAUCAAGUGGUGACUCUUCUGAUGAUCGGGUUCAUCGUAAGGUUCCCUGUGAUGAUGCCCCAGAGGAAUACAGAUACGCACCUUUCACUCCACGAAAAGAACCGCCAAAGACAAGAGGAAUAAACCAGUUCCUGAACUCCAGCUUCACUUACGCCAGGAGGGCUGAGAUCAAGAAGUCCCUGCCGAAGUUUCUGGUGUCCAGGUCCCGCGAAGCCAUGAUGACCAUGUUUAACGCGAUCCGAGUUGCGAUGGCCGAGGAAGAGAUUGAAAACUUGGAUUACGCUGGUGUCUUUGCUACUCUGAUGGACCGGUCACUGGGCAAGAAGGACUUCCCUCAGCAAGCCACAACCUCCGACUCAAGGCCAAAGGCAAUUUUCCGUCAGCAACCAGGCACAGAACGUUUAUCGGAAAAGAAGACAGCGGCAAAACCACGUUAUGAUCACCGUCCCAAUGGUAAAAAUGUGCCUAGUUCGGCCGAUGGCAUAUCCAGGGAUCGCCUAAAUGCCCGUCAGCAGAACUUCGGCACAUUGGGAACCUACACGCUCCGUAAAGCAACCCGGUCCUGCCUCCGUCACAUGAUACAAAAAGGAAGCUCCUACAAUGCCCUUCUCAUGAUGGCCUGCAAUCUCAGGAAUGGACAAACUGAUGAGGAGUUCUGGGAUGAAGCCCUGGAUAUGGAUUUGGACGAGGCGACAAGGAAGGAAGUCAUCUCUGACCUUGCAGAGCUGAGUCGACAAGCUCGUGACGGCACAGGCUUCUCAGAUGAUCCCAGGCAAACCUUUGAUGAUAGUUUAGAAAAGGAAAGCGUAGAAAGGAAGACAGUUGCCUUUGGAAAAGCACCACCUCGCAGUGAAACAUCUGCAGAUCAGCGUGACAAUGUGUACAGCAGAGGUGGUGUCCGUCGUCAAUCCAACACCAACUACAUCUAUGGCAUGCACCGCGGCCUGAGACGCCUGCUGCCAAAGUUUACCGGUGGACGACCCUAUUCUGCCUUGAUGCACUACGCAGACAGCAUGAUAGCUGAUGUGUACCAGGAGAUGAUUCGUACCGGACAGUUUAUGCCUCUGACCACCCUCGCCAGUGCAACUGAGCCGAGAAAGAUCAACGAGAAAGUAACCAGCGUGGGAGCCAGCUACACCAAGCCGGUACAUGGUGAUCGCUGGUCGGUUUCUACACAGACCGGCAAGAAGGUGGCAAAAACCAGCAAUGAAGAGCUUUUCCACGAUGCCUACUCUUGGAUCGCCCAGGAAAGCAGGGACAAGUACGGCACAAUGAGCGAGAAGCAGCGGUACAAGGAGCAAGUCCUCCCCACCAAGUCAGAUGAAGACAUACUGUACCGGCCCGUGGAAGACGUGGAUGGGGGUAAGGAAGGAUUUGCAAGGAUUGCCUCCCAGCAAGGAACCACGGUGCCUGAGAAAAACGAAGAACCAUUGGAUGAUGGAAUCAAUGAAAAUCUUUGGCUGAGUGUUGAGGAGAACGAUGCUGAUGAAACCAAGCGUAGUGUGAGGUUUGCCGAUGGAAUCAACCCAGGGGAGACAGACAAUGAUAACCAGGAUCAAUCCUCGACAUUCUUCCAGAAACUCGGCUACUACGAGCGGGUGGGCAGCGGCGAACUGCUGCACAAGAAGACGAAGCAACCAAAGCAGAAAGCUCAAAGUAAGGACGAAGAACCGUCAGAAAUUUCCCAGGCCGGCUUGGAACAAGAAGAAGGCGACAAUGACGAGAUACAGCAACCGGAACGACCCCAAGAGAAAACGGAAGAGCGCCCUCUACCAGAAGAAGCGCCACAACAAACUGAUGAGACGACGACAAAGCCUUCUUAUUCACUGUGUAACUGCCUUUAAUUAUCGAAAACUCGGAAUGAAACCCGCAUGACUAAAAACAAAAUAGAAAAAAACUAACAACCUGCAGUUUUAAAAAUCAAUCUUUCCAAAUCGGCGGCAUCUUGAAUUUAGAAAAAGGUCAUUAAAAAUGAAUCACAAGCCAGCGUCAUGUUUUAGAGUAGUCUGUCAAAAAGAUUAUUAUUAUUAACGAGUAAAAAUGUCUAACUUAUACCAGCGAUAACUUGUUUGUGCUUUGUUUAUUUUGUAAAAACAAAUGUGGCGAUAAAGAUUCAGAAUAGCAAAACAAACAUUUUCCCAAAAGAAUUAUUUCCACAGCUGUUCAACAUCCACACUGGAGAUCACUCGUAAGCAGAAUAAUUACACUAUCAUUUAACUUAUCUAGUCCUAUGUUUUAGGGGCAUCAAAAUUGAGAUUGUGUUCACCUUUGAUCGUCGUUGUAUCAACAUCUUCUUUUCUUUCUUUUUUAAAUAUUCAAUAAUUCAGCUUUCAGUGUUUCUUGACUCUACCAAGUCUAUGGAGAAUGUAGUUUAGCCUAUGUUUAUAAUUAUUAUGUAUUUGAACAUUUCUAAAAAUGUCUAGCAACAGACAUUGUCCCUAAAUAUUAGUCAUUACGUUUUAAAAUUCAUCAUCAUGGAUUCAUUGAAAAGAAAUACGGAGGACGGCAUUCACACAUUAGAAUUUCACCUAUGUAUGAGAAAUUAUAGAACCAUUAAUAAAAUAAGAUAGUUAAAGAACAUUCGACUUUUUGAAAUUUCGAGUUGGAAAUUUGAAACGGAAAUCCAUAAAACAUUCAUGUUUUCAAAUACAUUAAUUCGUGACAA